Molecule: messenger RNA, 951 nt
Organism: Entamoeba dispar SAW760
Lineage: Eukaryota; Evosea; Mastigamoebida; Endamoebidae
Product: MACRO domain-containing protein, putative
Exons: 1
Coding region: 1-951 (316 amino acids)
Source: RefSeq, a predicted model, not a curated record
AUGUCAAAAACACCACAAGAUAAUGAAAAAAAAAGGAGCCAUACCACUAAACAAAAUGUCCAAAUAGAUGAGCUUAGUACUUGGGAUGUUAAAGGAAAAAAUCAACAAGUGAUUACAGGAUAUAAAAAGAAUGAAGAAAUGAAUAAAAAGAUAAUAGUAGUAACUGGAGAUAUUACUAAAAUCCAAGCGGAUGUUGUUGUGAAUGCAGCAAAUUCUUACCUAAGAGGAGGUGCUGGUGUUGAUGGAGCUAUUCAUAGUGCAGCAGGUUAUGAAUUAUAUGAUUAUUUGCGUUCUCAUUAUAAACACUGUGACACUGGAGAUUUUAAACCAAGUCCAGGGUUUAAAAUGCCAUGUAAAGAAAUAUUACAUGGAGUAGGACCAAUAGGUGAGAAUGCUAUUCAAUUACAAAGAGUGUAUGUCAGAUGCUUGGAAUAUGUUAGAUUAAAAGAAUAUAAAAGUAUUGCAUUUCCAUGUAUUUCAACAGGAAUUUUUGGGUAUAGUAAUGAGAAGGCAUGUCCAGUAGUAUUAGAAGUAGUAAGAGAUUGGUUAGAAGUUAAUCCAUUGUGGGAUGGUAAAAUUAUUUUUUGUUGUUAUAACUUAACAGACCUCAAUAUUUACUCUAAGUUCUUACCCUAUUAUUUCCCUACCACAGAGUUUGAGGAUAAUGAAUCAAAAAAUAUUUCAGAUGAAGUUGUUAAAGAAAAAAUUAAAUCAAAUAAUAAAGAUCUUGAACAGGUAAAAAUUAGUUGUGAUCAAGACAUAGAUAAGAGUUUAAGACAAAGAAUCAAUAUCAAUAAAAAGAUGUUUUAUUAUUUAGAUAUAAAAGAUUAUGAUUUAACUGUCAAAGAACAAGAAUUAGCUAUUGAAGAACAUUCAACAUUAUUUAAAGAAAAGUAUGUUGAAGAAAGAAAAGAUAUUGAAGGGUUAUAUCAAGCAAAAGAGUUAAUUUAA